Amborella trichopoda is the source of this 462-nucleotide messenger RNA. Lineage: Eukaryota; Viridiplantae; Streptophyta; Magnoliopsida; Amborellales; Amborellaceae. The record is from RefSeq and is a predicted model, not a curated record.
AUGAAAGAUUUGGGUUUCUUGUGGUAUUUCCAUGGACUCAAAGUUGCUUAUUCUCCUCGUGGCUAUCUGUUGUCACAGCAAAAAUAUGCUUCAGAAAUUGUUUCCCAUGCUAGACUCCAGAAUGCUACAAAAAAGGUUGAUACCCCUCUUAAGGUCAAUGCCAAAUUUCGAGCUACCAAUGGUGAAGCUCUUCCUGACCCAACCUUUUAUAGCCAACUGGUUGGGAAACUGAUAUAUCUAACCAUUUCACGCUCCGAUAUUGCUUAUGCAGUACAUAUGGUUAGUCAAUUUUUGAGUGCCUCGUGUUCUGUACAUCUCGCUGUUGUUUUACGCAUCAUUCAUUAUAUCAGUGAUACUCAUCACCAAGCCUUAUUCUUCUCCUCUUCUACCUCACUUGAGCUCUGGGCAUAUACCGACUCAGAUUUUGCAGGAAAUCCAAGUGAUCGCAAAUCUACCACAUGA